Messenger RNA from Plectropomus leopardus (leopard coralgrouper), 565 nucleotides. Lineage: Eukaryota; Metazoa; Chordata; Actinopteri; Perciformes; Serranidae. The record is from RefSeq and is a predicted model, not a curated record.
CCGUACUGUACCAGGAAUACCGGGACACUUCCAAGCAGCAGGAGAUUGAGCAACGACGGCAGCGUGAGAACCUCUCUCCUAGUGUCACAGAAGGGACUGUGGUGGCAGACUCCGGCGUCAUGUCCCCUCCAGUGCUACAGCUGCAGCUGAGGAACAGCGCCCGCUCACUGAGCCUGUGGCAGAACCUGGAAGCUGUGCAGGCUAGCGGCCUGCUCACCCAGUUACCACAGAGAGAAGUCAUAAUGCAAGAGGCCAUGUUUGAGCUUGUUACCUCAGAGGCAUCGUACUACAAGAGUUUGGAAAUUUUAGAGACUCACUUCCUACGUAACCCCGUUUUAAUCAACACUCUCAGCCAAUCCGACAUGCACUUUCUCUUCUCCAACAUCGAGGAAGUCAUGAAAGCCAGUGAAAGGUUCCUAAUGGAUCUCGAGCAUCGAAUUGAGAAGUCAAUUUUGAUUUCUGAUGUGUGCGACAUUGUUUACCACCAUGCUGUGGAGCACUUCAGUGUCUUCAUCAAAUACGUCAUUAACCAGGUGUACCAAGAGAAGAACUACAGACGCAUUUU